This is a messenger RNA of Bombyx mori (domestic silkworm), 2131 nucleotides long. Its product is annotated as lysosomal proton-coupled steroid conjugate and bile acid symporter SLC46A3. Gene Ontology annotation, biological process: transmembrane transport. Gene Ontology annotation, molecular function: transmembrane transporter activity. Bases 1098 to 2093 code for a protein of 331 amino acids. The record is from RefSeq and is a predicted model, not a curated record. NCBI's taxonomy places the organism in Eukaryota, Metazoa, Arthropoda, Insecta, Lepidoptera, Bombycidae. Gene Ontology annotation, cellular component: membrane. The transcript is spliced from 3 exons.
GGUGUUUAAUAUAUGUGUGUAAGUAGGUACGAUAUUAAUCUAUAAGCAUGUGUGUGUAUCGAUACCUUGUUCCCAUAGUCCAGAUAAUGCUACGAGUGAUCUGUCUCUUAAAAUUUAAUUUUUGUAGACACCAUUAGAAGUACUUUUAUGGUUUAGCCCCGCCUUUUUAUUAUUACUCUCUGUUUGAUUUUCAAAGACUAUUUAUGACCACGAAAACAAAAGUUUUCGAUACUUCAGAAACAAUAAAAUCUAUACAUUAAUGCGUGAAGCAAAAACUUUGUACCCCUUUUUACGAAAAUUGCCCGGACGGAGGAGUAUGAAAUUUCCUAUACUUAUUGAGAAUAUAGAGAAGUACAGAAUGCUAAUAUUUUGCAUAAAAAACACUUUAAACCAAUAAAGAAAGCAUUACACACACUACCAUGUAUUUGACACAACACAUACAUAAAAAUAUACUCUUUGUUUACUGUCAAUUGGGAAACUUUUGUUAUGUUUCUUUGAGGUCGAAUUGAGAAUAGAUUAAUAUUGUUUAUUUUUAAUAUUAUUGAUCUAUAGUGCAGUUUUAGCGAAUACUGUGAUUAUAUUAUCGAAUUAUAAUAGUGUUUGACAAUAGAACCAUAAUAAUGUUUAAACUUAUAAUUUCAAUUAAUUGUAGUCGAAUUUCGACUACUGCGGGACCACUAGUGACAAUAAAAAACGUAAAUAUUAAACGUAAAAAAAAUACCGUAUUAAUAGUUUUAAGUAUUUUUACUUAUUUUUUUCAUUUUUACCACAUCACUAAAAACGUUCAAUAAACAUUUAACGAAAAAAAAAACAGAAAUUACCGAAAAAAAAAGAACAAUUCAAACUAAAAACAUAACCAAAUGCAAAUAUCGCGAGUAAAAUACAAUUGCUGAGAUUUAAUACAUAAAUCACAUCCAUAUCACAAAAAACUUCAUAGACAUUUAUUUCACUUUAUCAUUAUAAUCAGAUAACUUGUGCACUUUAUCACUAGUGUUCUACAGAAAAUAUAACUUCAGUGAAAUCUCGUGUCUGUUACUGUUUAAAAUACAAUGGACCCGUAAUAUCAAUAUCAUAUCGUAAGGGAAAGACAAAACAAAAUGGCCACAACACUAAAUAAAGAAAUAUCUAUACAAGAAUCAGAAGCUCAGAACACUCCGAACAAUGUUGCAAUCAAGAAGAAAACUGGCUUUAGGUACUUACUGGGCAUUAUUACAGUAGAACCAGUGGCGUUCAUAGUACUGUUCGCAGGUCUACUGUCAGGUAUGUCGACACAGAAUUUAGGCUUAGAAAAAGCUUGUAGAGUAAGUCUUAAACUCGAAGAUGCUAUCUGUGAUUCACUGAGAGCACAAAACCAAUCGAAUAACUUCACUGAUUAUGAGAGAAUGGUCCAAGAGCAUUAUUCUGCCCAGCUAAGGUGGAAAAGCGCUUUGCAGUCCGUAUUACCGCUCCCUAUGCUGCUGUUUGCUGGAGGCUGGAGCGACAAGACAGGCAGAAGAAAAGCCAUCAUUGUAGUUCCCAUAAUCGGCGAAACUCUCCAAUGCAUCAGCAACAUCUUAAAUGUGGUAUUCUUCUACGAAAUCCCGCUUGAGGCUUUGAUAUUCUUUGAUACAUUCUUCUCGGGGAUCACUGGGGGCCAAAUCAUAAUGCUCUUAGCGCUGUUCAAUUAUAUCUGCGAUAUAACUACCUCGGAGAACAGAACUCAGAGGUUGGGAAUCGUUAAUGUGUGUACGUUUGUCGGAACGCCGCUAGGUUUGGCGUUAUCCGGGAUAAUGUUGAGGCAUCUUGGGUACUAUGCCAUAUAUGGAACAGCUCUUUUUUUGCACUUUAUAAACUUUUUGUAUGUGACAUUCAGGAUAAAGGACCCAUUGAGGACUAAAGAGCAAAUUAUGACGUACGACAACAAAGGCUGCUGCCAUUUUUUAAAAGAGUUCUUCGAUUCUAAAACAUUGAGGGAUUCCUUCAAAGUGCUAUAUAAGAAGACUGAAGACAACCACCGUUUGUAUUUACUAGUUAUACUUAUGACGGCUUGUUUGUUGUAUGGACCUAUAUAUGGUAAGAUGAACGUUGAAGUAAAAAAAAAUACUAGUAUAUAAGUAUAAAGGUAUAUAUAUACCUAGUCUAACCAUAAAUA